ACGAUUAUCUCGGUUUACCACAAGAGCGGGAGAACUGUUUCAACACAUUGUGUCCGCUUGUGGUCAGUCCGCGGCACUCGAUAGCGCUUUCAUCGCAUCGAUUGAUAAUUAGACUUAUACCAUUCCUCAUGAGUGACGCCACGCUAUCAUCGGAACAGUUGGACAGAGAAGAGGAAGAGAUACUAUUAUCGCCGCCGAAGACAUUGCUAUCACUACUGGAACAAAUGGACGGCAUUAUCGACACAAUGCUUAGCGAGUACUGCAUCGGCGACUGUAUCUGCGCUGUGGAAGCGGACACCGACUCAUACACCUAUACGUUGGCCUAUCUGUUGAUUUGGGGCCAAAUACUGGACAUUUUUGGCAACCUAUCCGAAGAGUCGCGGCCGCAAUUCACGGCAUUCCUCCGGCAGUCGUCGUAUUUGUCGCGUCUGUUGGAAAAUCUGUUUCGAUUGAUGCCACUGUCGGCCACCGAUGCCCACAAUAUAGAUACCGAGUCGUGGCUGACCAGCGAUUGGACCGAACGCCUGCUGGACGAGCCGCGGCUCGACUCGCACCACAUUCAACGCCUGUCCGCAUAUCUGUAUUAUCUAAUACUGCGUCGAUUGCCGGCGUCGGUGAGGCAGUGGUGGAACAACUGCGACCGCCGCACCUCCGAAGUGGUCAACAAGUAUACGGCCGGCUAUUUCAGUGGCGUUCUGUGCGGACAAGAGUUGGAA
Molecule: messenger RNA, 716 nt
Organism: Medioppia subpectinata
Lineage: Eukaryota; Metazoa; Arthropoda; Arachnida; Sarcoptiformes; Oppiidae
Source: the annotation of a GenBank genome assembly